This is a messenger RNA of Cladophialophora carrionii CBS 160.54, 1128 nucleotides long. RefSeq lists its product as uncharacterized. Gene Ontology annotation, molecular function: oxidoreductase activity. The record is from RefSeq and is a predicted model, not a curated record. NCBI's taxonomy places the organism in Eukaryota, Fungi, Ascomycota, Eurotiomycetes, Chaetothyriales, Herpotrichiellaceae. The transcript has a single exon. The coding region runs from base 1 to 1128 and encodes 375 amino acids.
AUGUCGAGCACAACUACCCUCAGUCAAGUCAUUUCUACUUCCGCGCCCUCGUCAGAAGCGCAAUGGCGUGGCAAGCUGCGAUACAUUCCACCGGGUCAAACACCGACUCCGUCUCCUCACAACUUUCACCUCCCCGCCAUGGCAGAGUUCGGCGACGUGCGGCUCCAAGCACUAAUAGACAUGCGACCUGUGCCCACCAUUGCUGAGCUGAGGAAUGCAAGAGAAGGGACAGCCCAACUCGCCACUCAUGGCUUCACGGCCAUCCGUCACCCGACCACCAUGAAUUCUCCACCGUACAGCCCUGCAAGCUGGAAAGACCCCAAGCUCCUCAAGCAACUGUAUGUUCCCGAGACGGAAGAGAUGGUCAAGCAAGUCACUGGAGCCAAAACAGUCAUCACCGAAGCCCUUCUCCUCCGCAGCGCUAUCUGGUCGGAAGCAGAUGCUCUGGCGACGCACGCCGGGCACGGCGAUCAGGAGGGAGGUGAGGUCAAGCCGGCCGAGAAGAGUCAGGAGGAAAAGGAUCUCGAACUUGGGUUUCCCCAGUUUAUUGGAUUCUCCCCCCAACAUGGCGGCGCGUCUCCGGCGCCGAAAGUCCAUCUUGACUACGCCCCCAACGGCGCGAGGACCCAUCUCCGGAAGUAUCACCCGACCAUGACAGCCGUUGCGAAGCCCAUCAUCGAGGCGGAGGAGAAACUCCUUGCCGAGGGCAAGUCUCUCCGUGACGAAUACGCGUCGUCUGGCCUUGGACCACGGUGGGCGCUGUAUUCCAUCUGGCGACCUCUGAAACGUGUCCGACGGGACCCCCUGGCACUCGGCGACGCUCGAACAUUUCUCGAGAGUGAUUACGUGCCUGUCAUUGUCAAGACCCCCAACCUCGGCGUCUCGGAGGAGUCCAAGGAAACGCAUGACACCGAGUCCUACCUGGCGCGAUGGUCCAGUGGUCAGAAGUGGUACUUUAUCUCGGAGCAAGAGCCCGAGGAAGUGCUGGUGAUUGGCUUGUUCGACAGUGAGAGGGAUAAAGAGACGGUCGCGGCCGGAGGGACCCUGCACAGUAGCGUGGAUCUGGAGGGCACCGAGGACGAGGAAGCCCGGGAGAGUAUAGAGCUGAGAUGCCUCGCAACUUGGUAG